This is a messenger RNA of Myotis lucifugus (little brown bat), 3009 nucleotides long. RefSeq names its product zinc finger protein 14-like. Gene Ontology annotation, molecular function: RNA polymerase II cis-regulatory region sequence-specific DNA binding; DNA-binding transcription factor activity, RNA polymerase II-specific. NCBI's taxonomy places the organism in Eukaryota, Metazoa, Chordata, Mammalia, Chiroptera, Vespertilionidae. Gene Ontology annotation, biological process: regulation of transcription by RNA polymerase II. The transcript has 3 exons. The record is from RefSeq and is a predicted model, not a curated record. The coding region runs from base 35 to 1480 and encodes 481 amino acids.
AGUGACCUUUGAGGAUGUUAAUGUGGAGUUCACCAUGGAAGAGUGGGCUUUCCUGGAUUCGACCCAGAAGAAACUCUACACAGAUGUGAUGCUGGAAACCUUCUGGAACCUGGCAUCAAUAGCAUGUAUUUUAGAAGAAAAAUGUGAAGACCAUGAUAGUGAAGAUCAGUAUGAAAAUCAUGGGAUGAAUCAUAGCAGUCAUACAAUAGAGAGACUCUGUACAAGGAACGAUGGUAGAGAAUCCAGAGAAAACUUCAGCCAGAUUCCAAAUCAUAAUGAAAAGAAGGAAACUCCUACUAAAGUAAAACAACCUAAAGCCACGUUGUGUAGGCAAAUCUUCAUGCAUUAUUUAUCCUUGAAUAACCACCUGAGCUCUCACAUUGCACCCAAACUAUACCUGUGUCAGGAAUACGAAGAAAACCCUUAUAAAUGUAAGGAUCCUGAGGAAGCUUUCAAGCAUCACCAACAUAUUCGAAGACAUGAAGGCAGUCCCAGUGGGAAAGCUUUCCACUAUUCAACUUCCCUUAGAAAUCAUGAAAGAAUGCAUAUUUGUGGGAAACUGUAUGGGUGUGGGAAAGGCACUAGUCGUCUCAUUUACUCUAAAAUUUACAAAAAUACUCAUAGUGGAGAGGAACCAUAUCAAAGUAAGCAAUGUAGCAAAGCUUUCAGGUCUCCCAAGUACUCUGGAGAAAAUGAAAGAACACAUGCAGCAGAAAAGUCCUGUCAGUGUAAGAAAUCUGGUAAAGCUUUCAGUUCCACUUCUCUUAGAAAUCAUGAAAGAACAUAUACUGGUGAGAAACCUUAUGAAUGUAAGCAAUGUGGGAAAGAUUUCUCUCGUCGAGCUUCCCUCCAACGUCAUGAAAGAAUUCAUACUGGGGAAAAGCCCUAUAAAUGUCAGCAUUGUGGCAGAGCUUUCUGUGAUCUAGAUGCCCUCCAACGUCAUGAAAGCAUUCAUACUGGGGGAAAACCCUAUAAAUGUGAGCAUUGUGAUAAGGAUUUAUCUAAUCAAACUUCCCUCCGACGUCAUGAAAGCAUUCAUACUGGGGAAAAACCCUAUAAAUGUGAGCAUUGUGGCAAAGCUUUCUGUGAUCGAGGUGCCCUCUAUCGUCAUGAAAGAACUCAUACUGGGAUAAAACCCUAUGAAUGUAAGCAUUGUGGCAAAGGUUUCGAUUAUCCAUCUUCUCUCCAAGAUCAUGAAAUAAUUCAUACUGGGGUAAAACCCUAUGAAUGUAAGCAUUGUGGAAAAGCCUUCAGUUAUCUACAGUCCUGUCGAAGGCAUGAAAGAACACACACUGGAAAAAAGCCCCAUGUAUGCCAGCAAUGUGGUAAGGCUUUCAGUCUUUCCAUGUAUCUUAGAAUUCAUGAAAGAAUUCAUACUGGGGAAAAACCCUAUGAAUGUAACCAUUGUGGUAAAGCUUUCUCUGAUCCAAGUUCCCUCCGACGUCAUAAAAGAACUCAUAAUAAGGAAAAAUCCUAUUAAUGUAAGCAAUGGGGGAAAUCCUUUAUUCAUCCCAGUUCCCUUUGAAUUCACAAAAACAUUCAUAGUGUAAAUAAAUCAUAAGGAAAGAACUCACACUGAAAAUAAGCCCUAUCAUUGUAAAGGUUGUAGAAAAGCCUUUGAGUAUGCUAGUUCUUUUUUUUUAUCCUCAACCUGAGGAUAUUUUUCCAUUGAGAGAGUGGAAGUCAGAGAGAAAGGCAGAGAACAAUAUUGAUGUGAGAGAAACACAUCAAUUCAUUGCCUCCUGCACGUGCCCAGAUAUUAAAGCACACAUAGUGGAGAAAAGCUCUAUUAAUGUAAGGAAUGUGGUAAAGCUUUCAUUUUACCAAGUCUGUUCGGAAGCAUGGAAGAAAGAACACAUACUGGGGGGAAACCUUAUGAAUGUAAGCAAUGUGAAAAAGCCUUCAGUUGUCUCACACAUCUUGGAAGACAUAAAAGAAGUAAUGGAAAGAAGCCUCCUGAGAGGGGUCGGUCCUGGGCGUAGGGUUGUAGGAGGAGGCACUAGGGUGGGGUGGGGUCCCUGACACACUGGCUUCGGCCUUAUUUUCCUGGGUCCCCACUGGGGUGGGCUGCUGAGUGGUGGCUGUGCACGUGCCGGAUUCCAGGGAGGUGCCCAGCCCACAUGCAGUGCACAUCUGCUUCGGAAACAGUGCUUCACCUGAUGUGCACCUGACCUCACAGUCCUGGCUCUGUGUGCAUCUUGGACGCCCGGCCAUUGGUCUCUGCUCUAUCCUACUGGGGCACCUGGGGCAAAACUGCUCUCUUUGCAGGUCCUCUGCCUUGGCUCUGAAGGUCUGUGGGACUUGGAGCGGCUGCAACAAGCAGGCCAGCCGCCCGAAUCCCAUGGGCAGACCUGUGGCUCUCAUCCCCAGGAAACUGACUUUGGAGAAGAACAAUGGGGUGUUUUGAAUAUAGGCACACAUGUUAGGAAUGCAAGGAUUUUUGAGUCUUCUUUCUUAUAUGGAUUCAAAGCAGAUUACUGGAAUACAGUGCCUUACUUUACAGUGUACAGAGUGAUGGCAUAAUUGCAAAAAAUAUUUUCUUAAGUAUAUUACAACAUUUUUAGUGGAAACAUUUUUGCCUAAGAUUAACUGAGUUACCCUACUGGCACAAAAUAAAAUGAGUGACCUUGAAAAAUGCAAAGUUGAGAGACAUUAAAGCACUAGUUUGGAUUAGUAAAUAGAAAUAUUACUAUGAUCUUAUCACUGAAUGAGGUCCAUCAGGCAAGACACGAAACAUUUCUAGCCCUAUAAGAGAUUAGAUGGUAAAUAGUUACCGUUGUUAAAUUAAUCUUGAAUAAGUAAUGACCAAACAAUUCCUAAUAAGACUAAAAAUUCCUCUUUUUUUACCUGGAAGUAGAUUUGAGACUCAUAUUUAAAGACAAUUUGGCCCUGGCCAGUUUGGCUCAGUGGAUAGAGCAUUGGCCUGGGGACGGAGGGUACCAGGUUUAAUUCCUUUCAAGGGCACAUGCCCGGGUAGCAGGCUCCAGUAGGGGGCUAGUAGGAGGCAGC